Messenger RNA from Coniophora puteana RWD-64-598 SS2, 2534 nucleotides. RefSeq lists its product as uncharacterized. The transcript is spliced from 5 exons. Gene Ontology annotation, biological process: maturation of SSU-rRNA from tricistronic rRNA transcript (SSU-rRNA, 5.8S rRNA, LSU-rRNA). Gene Ontology annotation, cellular component: small-subunit processome; nucleolus. NCBI's taxonomy places the organism in Eukaryota, Fungi, Basidiomycota, Agaricomycetes, Boletales, Coniophoraceae. Bases 71 to 2155 code for a protein of 694 amino acids. The record is from RefSeq and is a predicted model, not a curated record.
GUCGCGCAAUCGUGCUUCGAGUCGCGCAUCACAGCACCUGCCUCUGUCCGCCACUCCCCCUCGCGGAGACAUGCGCCAGUCGCCCUCCUGGCUUCCCGUGUCCGUCUCCUUCCCGCCCUCUCGUCCCCGUCGUCCCCGUCUCCGCCGCGCAUCCAGCCCCUCCCGCUUGCCCCCACUCCACAUAUCUUCUCUGCGCCGCAGACGCAGCCUCGUCUGCCGCUGUAUUGCUUUUGUUGCAGGGUUGUUCGCCGUCCUCCUUGUUGUUGCCCUUUUCGGCGCCGAAGAAACACACUGGGCACCAUCUUUCCGCGAUUCCACCCUUAUCUUUGGGAGAGAAAACCUGCAGCGAAUCUGGAAGUGGGAGAUUGAGAGUGGUCAUUAUCCUAGUAUUGCAAAGAUCCCAGAACGCUUAGGCUUCACGUCGACCCUCUUCAAUCCCGCCGUACCCCCCGCAAGGGCACACACCCUCGUUUCACCCUUCACUCCUCCAUCCGAUCCGGCCAUUACACAGGCUCGCGGUUAUGGCCCUCAACGGAUUUACCGUAUACCCCAGGCAGAUACUCCCAUGGACAUCGCAUACCCUCCUCGUCCACUACCAGGGAGCACCGCCGAUUUAGACAUUAUACUAGAGCAAUGUAAUUUUGCUCCUAAUGAUGGCAAGUAUGUUCGAGAUUGCCUGGAGUUCCUUCGUUUGGGUGCGAAUUUAGACAAUGGACGUAGAGUUAGAAAGGGCAUUCCAGACGAAUGGAGCUAUGUAUUUCACGAGACCGACACCUUGGCCGCUCCUCCUCCAACGCCCAGCACGCCCACUGCUCUCAAAGGAUCGCGACUGUUCCCCACCGGAGAACCGAUCUCGAAUGCUGGACUGGUGAAGAAACGCGGUGCUGCAUGGGAACCGCUUCUUGAUCUCUCACCUCCUCAGGUUCCGAAGUCUUUGUCAAACACCUGUGACCCCGAGAAUCCUCGCAUAUUCCACAUGUUCUGGGCUGGUCCGUUUACAGAGAAGCCAUACGCUUCCCUUCUUUCUUUCCUUUUCACCCAGCGGCUUGAUCUUCACCUCAACGUUGAAGAGUCAACAUCUGUAUGUCGACCCCAAGUCUGGUUAUGGAUCAACCCAGGACCUGCGGCAUCUGUGCCGAAUCCUACUGCGGUCGAUGACAUGUAUGCUUCGCUGAAGUCGAAUCCAUGGUCUACUCUGUUCCUACACCCUCGCUUCAACGAUGUUAUCAAGUUCAAACUUUGGAACACCACCGAGCAAUUAGAUGCUGUUCCUGAGUUGCGGCACGAAUGGCGUAACAUGGGCAGUCUGUUCAAGUCUGGUGGAUACGUAGUGAACAUGCCCGCUGGCAAAGUGCACAAUGCGCAUGACGAAGGAGAUGACAACAGUAUGUUCAACCGUGCGGGUUCCAAGUCUCCGACCAGCUAUGAUAGGUUGUCUGUCAUCUUAUCGGACAUGGUACGGUUCAUACUGUGUCAUCGCUUUGGUGGCAUUUAUCUUGACGCCGACACUCUUUUCCUCCGAGACUGGGAGGAGCUUUGGGGCUGGAAAGGGGCUUUUGCAUACCGGUGGUCCUACCACGAUGCCUAUAACACCGCCGUUCUUCGCAUGAACAAGAACUCGGCGCUCGGCUCGUUCUUGUUCCGCACUGCUGUCAAGAAUGGAUUGGACUUCCAUCCAAUGUCAAUAUCGAAGUAUCUAGACGACGCUCACUUGCAGAGUCUACUCUUCCGCGUCCCAGAUGCUCUGUUUGACCCUGCGUGGCUAAACACGGAGGGUUACCAAUUAGAUCGGCCUCCAGCGCCAUUUUUCACAGAGUUCAGCGACUUCUUUGAUACGCCUGCCGUGGACAGUGCAGCACCUCAAGUUGUGGGCUUCGACGGAUUUUUCCGGGGUGCCUUUUCGUACCAUUUCCAUAACUUCUGGUCAAAACCGUUUGAUCCAAGUCGAAAUUGGCCAGACUUGGGCCCCAGGUUUGCCGAGAGCGCAAGAGCGGCACGUGCAGCAGCACGUCCCAACGAUGAUCCCGACGACUGGAAUGAUAAAGUCUAUGACGACAAGCAAGAUCUUGACUGGUCAGCAGUUCUGAAGCGGACGUUUGAGGCUUACGUUCGGGGUGAGCGGCCCAAUAUGUAUGGAGAGUGGUUGCGCUGGUAAAUAGCUUGCGACGUGCCUCCAUCUUUGCAGGUAUGGUUUUAUAUAUGUGCAGUUGGGAGGGAGGAGUUGCUUUUUCGUGUUAUCCGUUAGGGUUUUUUCUGAUUCCCGUCCGAUCUUUACUUCAUUGAACACUAGCACACAUACACACAUAGUAAUCGUGGGUUUUGGAUUCCUCUGACGAACUGCAAGUAGGCAGUACAUACGAAGACGCGGAUAGCUGAUCAUACAGUACUAGUUUGCAUGAUGCAUCUAUGAGAGUUCGAAUUUGAACAUUUGAACGUUGACUGGUACUAUGAUAUGCCUAUUAUAGGCCGAGAGCGCGUUAACACAGUACUUAACAGGACGUGGAAUGAAUGUUGCAAUUACAUCAACUGCUGCG